AUGCCGGAAGCUGACGCUGUGCGAGAGCUCUUCAGAUCGCUGGCAAGCAGCACAGCCGGUGACAGUCCCAGGGAGCGUCAGAGCCGCGCCGUUCUGCUGCGAAAGAUGCUCGAGCGAGGCGUCUCUCCCGACGCCCGGGACCCUGACGACAAAGACCAGCCGACGCUGCUGAUAUCAGCUUGCUACUAUGCGGACCUGCCAUUGAGUGCUGCGGCGGGAGAGGUUGUCGCUAUCCUGCUACAACUUGGAGCCCGCCUACCAGCCGAGCUGCCGCCUGGCGCCGCCGAUCGGGGUUGGGGUGCGCAGUGGACGGCUAUGCACAAAAGCGUCUCGGAGGUGGCGUUUGCCGAUGGCCCGGACCUCGACAAGCCAUGGAUGGAGCACAUCUUGGGUGGGUCAGCACAAGAGCGGGUGGUGGAGUUCCUGCAGCAGCACGAGCGGCAGGCUCGGCGGGAGGCGGCGGGAGCAGAGAGCCCCGCCGGCCGUCCCAGCGCCUCGAGCAGCGCCGUCGCCGUGAUUCUGGCGCUGCUGCUCGUGGCGGAGGCAGAGGGGGCAGCGGCCGGCGGAGAGAGCAUUCCGGGAGCGGGCUAG
Emiliania huxleyi CCMP1516 is the source of this 591-nucleotide messenger RNA. RefSeq lists its product as hypothetical. Bases 1 to 591 code for a protein of 196 amino acids. Lineage: Eukaryota; Haptophyta; Isochrysidales; Noelaerhabdaceae. The record is from RefSeq and is a predicted model, not a curated record. The transcript has 3 exons.